Kogia breviceps (pygmy sperm whale) is the source of this 198-nucleotide messenger RNA. Lineage: Eukaryota; Metazoa; Chordata; Mammalia; Artiodactyla; Physeteridae. The record is from RefSeq and is a predicted model, not a curated record.
AUGACCCCACCCCCGAACACCAAUAUAUUAGGACGCAGGGCCGGUUUCAAGGAAGUCUGUGAGCGUCCAAACGGCUCCUGCCAGGAAUUAUGCAUCGACUCAGAAAUCCAGGCUGGGAGAUGUUUGGACGGCCGACCAUGCUGUCAGCCCACGGUGCACGUACCUGAAGUCGACCCUACUACACCCAAGGAGCACUGA